Messenger RNA from Hordeum vulgare subsp. vulgare (domesticated barley), 1023 nucleotides. Its product is annotated as CBL-interacting protein kinase 29-like. The record is from RefSeq and is a predicted model, not a curated record. Gene Ontology annotation, biological process: protein phosphorylation. Lineage: Eukaryota; Viridiplantae; Streptophyta; Magnoliopsida; Poales; Poaceae. The transcript has 3 exons. Bases 1 to 1023 code for a protein of 340 amino acids. Gene Ontology annotation, molecular function: protein kinase activity; ATP binding.
AUGCAUUCAAAAAAGAACAAGAAAAAAAAAGUUAGGGAAAUUUUCUACCUUUGGCGCAUAUCGUCGAACACACUGUGCGCGUCGGCCGCCGGCUCAACAAGUGAGCUCGCCGGCGCUUCGGUAGCCGCCUCGCCCCUCACACGCCCUGCAAGCUUCUUUCUCUACGCCUUCAAGGUGCCGGAGCCGCCCGCCGUCUUGUUCUUCUUCGCGGAUGUCUUGCCCUUCUUCGGUCGCACCGCAUUUGGGAGGUUCGAGGGCUUCAUCACGGCGGGCGCCGGCGCCGGCGCGACAAUGCCAGCCGCCGAGGUCAUCCGCGGCGGGUUUGCGGCGGCGGCGGCGGUGGAGGGUUCGUGGUUGUACGAUGGGGUGAGGGGGGAGCCGGCGCGCGUCCAUCGGGUCAGUUCACCGGUGCCGGCGCGUGCGGGGCGAAGGUGCCGCGGUGGGAGAGAGUGCGGCGCGAGCGCUCGUGACCUCGCGCGGCAUUACUUCCGCCAGCUCGUCUCCGCCGUCCGGUACUGCCACUCUCGCGGCGUCUACCACCGCGACAUCAAGCCGGAGAAUUUGCUGCUCGACGGCGAGGGUGAGCUUAAGGUCGCCGACUUCGGGCUCGGCGCCAUCGCGGACGGGAGCCUCCACCACACCCUCUGCGGCACCCCUGCCUACGUCGCGCCAGAGAUCCUCUCGAAGCAGGGGCACGACCCGGCCAAGGACGACAUCUGGUCCUGCGGCGUGGUGCUCUUCGUGCUCGCCGCCGGCUACCUCCCAUUCAACGACGCCAGCCUCAUCAACAUGUACCGCAAGAUCUACGCCGGCAGGUUCUGCUGCCCGAACUGGUUCUCGCCGGCGCUGCGCCACCUGCUGCGCCGCAUCCUCGACCCCAACCCGGCCACGCGCAUUGACAUGGACGGCAUCAUGGAGCACCCGUGGUUCUGCCAUGGCGCGGGCGGCAACGGCGAGCUGGAGAAGCUGAUGCACGGCCACGAGGAGGAGGCGUGGUUCAAGACGGAGUUCAAAACUAAUUGA